ACAAGAGUGGUUCUGCGCCUGGUCUGCGCAUACAUAUUUUGCUGUUCUGAGCCUGUGUGGAACUGCCUACGCAAGAGUUACGGAAGUGGUUCAGAAUGGUGUUGUUUGGAUUGUUCAAAAAGGCUAAACUUGUUAAACUGAGAGGCCUCCGUGAAAAUAAGAAGUACGGAAUUGCGGCGAAGAGCCUGAAAGAACUGAUUAAGAAGGGAUGUGACAUGUUGCAGGUCCCGUUUCCAGGUUCACGUGUUUGCUUGUACGAAGAUGGAACAGAAGUUACAGAAGACUAUUUUGAAAACCUUGCUUUCAAUGCUGAGCUUGUUCUUCUUACCAAAGGACAGGAUUGGAAAGGAUUUGUCUGUGAUGUUGGCCUAUUGCUGGGGCUCUCAGACAAACACACAGAUGUCCUGAUCGAGUCGGCUCAGAAUCUACUCACGGACGAACACUCAGAGAAGAAGCGCAAGAUCCUCAAGGAUCUGCUUCACAACCUUCAAGAUAACUCCGAGGUCGAAGAACGAGAGGAGGAUGACGACUGGUUCCAAGGGAUUGAGUCCAGAUUUAAGACAAAGUCUGCUUACAUGAAGUUCAACUGUGAAAACAGAGUACGGGGAUACAUGAAGGAUGUUGAGGGAUAUUCCUCAAAAAUCCAGAGUGCCAAAGUACAGAAGGAGUACAAACAGAUCGUGGACUGCAUGGUGGAGAAGUUGAAAUCUGCAAAGUAUAAUGGCUGUUACUUUGACAGGAUGGAAAAUGAACCCAACCGCCUUUGCACAAAGGAAGGCUGGUUUUCCUGUCAGGGUGCAUUUGACAAAGAAAAAUGCUCAUCUCUCCAUUCCAUAAACCCUUAUGGGACCAGGGAAAGCAGAAUCCUUUUCAGCACCUGGAACCUUGACCACAGGAUUGAGAAGAAGCGAACCGUCAUACCUGCUCUUGCCAAAGCACUACGAGGCCACAAGAGCGGCGACAUCAACUGGGAGUACUUCUACAGGCUACUGUUCACACUGGCUAAUUUGAAACUGGUGCAUAUUGUUUGCCACAAGAAGUGCGCUCAUGACUUGCUUUGUGACAGUCGGAAAAUUUACAAGAAACGGAAAAUGAUAAAUUAAUGAUUGUUUUUCAGUGUUAUUGAAGCAAGAAAUUCUGUGGCGUAAGCCUUCAGUAUCUUUUUUUUACUGCAGUAUUUCCAAUUGAAAGAAAUGACUUUUUAUCUAUAUAUAUAUUUUUUAAACAUUUAACUGUACUAAGAGAAUAAUGGAUAAUUUGAUAGUUUUGUAAUUAUGCAAUGGUGGAAGGAACAUUACAUUGCUGUGAUAAUUAUGCUGUCGAUGCUUUGCGUCGUUUCAUCACCUGACGUCAAGACCAGUAAACCAAAUGGCUUGCUGCCUUCUUUCCUUC
Molecule: messenger RNA, 1392 nt
Organism: Conger conger (European conger)
Lineage: Eukaryota; Metazoa; Chordata; Actinopteri; Anguilliformes; Congridae
Gene: dffb
Product: DNA fragmentation factor, beta polypeptide (caspase-activated DNase)
Exons: 7
Coding region: 96-1103 (335 amino acids)
Biological process (GO): apoptotic DNA fragmentation; apoptotic process
Cellular component (GO): nucleus; cytoplasm
Molecular function (GO): DNA endonuclease activity
Source: RefSeq, a predicted model, not a curated record